CUGGAGCACGCCACUGUGACACCACCAACCCGGUUCGAGUCUCUCCCAGUUCAUUUUCCACAAGCCCGUUGCGAUGUCGUACCUGUCCAAACCGCUAGUCAUCGGCGCCGUCACUGCCUCCGUGAUCGCUGCGCUCUUCUUCAUUUAUCAAUCGCAAAAUGGCAAGCCUUCGUCCAAGAACGCCACAACUUCAAAGGAAGCGUCAAGUGAAGCCGCAGACGCAUCCUCCUCUGCGGUUUCGAACGCCAGUUUGCCCUCACUGCCUAAGGACCAACUCCUUGCGAUUUUGGGCGUGAUUUCCACCCAAAUGGGCCAAGUUGUCAUGUCGUUGGCCGCCAUUGAACAAAAGAUUCGACAAGAGAGUUCGCAAAGCGGGCGUCGCCUGCCCGAAGAUCAAUUGGCCGCUUAUUUGAUGGGCCAGUUCGAAGAAGCAAUGAAGGCUAUUGAGUCGCAGGUGUACACUAAGUACAACACCAGCGAACAAGACGUGACAGUUGCCUCCGACUACUACGAGUCUAUUGAAGACCCUGAAGUCCACGCCGAAUUGCGCAAGUUGCGCGAACUUCACAACCUUAUCACAGGGUCUGGUGCCGUCGACGUCGAAGUUCCGGAAGACUUGACUUUGGAAAAGUUCUUGGUCAUCAUGGAAGAAACUAUGGAGUCGUUGAACGUGGCGAUGGAAGAAGUGUGCCAAGAAGUCAAGUUGCUCGACCCUGUGGACAAGGAAGAAGCUAUCAACCAGCGCUACGUGAAGAAGGCGGACCAAUUGUCCAACCAGAUCCACCAAGAACACGGUUUGUCAAGAGAAGUGCUACAAGCGGCUAUGAUGAAGUACCAGCAAGAAGCCGCCUUUCUCACUCGCAUGGCCGAACUGCAGCGCAUCCAAGCUGAACGAUUCGCUGCUGCUGGAUCCAUUUUUGGCGGGGAAGUCAACAUGGGACUCACCGAGGAAUGAUCAGGUAGAACGGUUAUGUGGUAGUGCUAAAUGAUACUGCUUAGAAAAGUUGUCGCUUAUAUAUUUUUCAUUUUCUGCAGUGGCCAAUGAGAGUUGUAUUUUGAAGUUUCCUUGUGAUUAAAGGUUAAAAAACUCAUGAAUUCCAG
This is a messenger RNA of Aphanomyces invadans, 1101 nucleotides long. RefSeq lists its product as hypothetical. The transcript is spliced from 2 exons. The record is from RefSeq and is a predicted model, not a curated record. The coding region runs from base 74 to 955 and encodes 293 amino acids. NCBI's taxonomy places the organism in Eukaryota, Oomycota, Saprolegniomycetes, Saprolegniales, Verrucalvaceae.